GAAAGAGAAAGGGAGUGAGAUGCAUUGCAAGUUCAGAAACUCAACAUUGUUGAUUUUUAGAUUUGGAAGGCAAAGGUGAAGUCUACAUCAUCUUAUAAGCAAUUACAGAUAGGUUUUCCAGAUAGACAGGUAGAUAGAUAUGGCCACUGACCAGGACAUGGAAACUUGUGAGAGCGGCUUGCAACAAGAGACAAGAGAGCCUCUCAUACAAUAUGGAGAAGAUGGUGACAGAAAAAGCACCAAUGAACAUCUAUGGAUGGUUUACUUGAGCACAUUUGUGGCUGUUACUGGCUCUUUUGAAUUUGGAUCUUGUGUAGGUUUUUCAUCGCCAGUUGAGUCCGACAUAAGGACAGAUCUGAAACUAUCAAUAACAGAGUAUUCCGUGUUUGGCUCUAUCUUGACUUUUGGAGCAAUGCUUGGUGCAAGCACAAGUGGCACAAUUGCUGAUUUUCUUGGUCGGAAAGCGGCAAUGAGAAUGUCAGCCAUUUUUUGCAUUGUAGGCUGGCUUGCUGUCUACUUCGCCAAGGGAUACUUAUCACUGGAUAUUGGGAGACUGUGCAUGGGAUAUGGAAUGGGAAUCUAUUCCUAUGUGGUACCCAUUUUCAUAGCUGAAAUAGCACCCAAAGAUCUUCGAGGAGGCUUGACGACAAUCAAUCAGCUUAUGAUCUGCACUGGAGUAUCUUUUUCCUUCAUUGUAGGCGCAGUUCUAACAUGGCGAACAUUGGCUCUAAUUGGAAUUAUUCCAUGUUUGGCCAUGGUUGUGGGCCUAUUCUUCAUUCCAGAGUCUCCAAGAUGGCUAGCAAAGAUGGGACAUCGGAAAGAAUUUGAAGCUGCUCUACAGAAACUCCGUGGCAAGGAUGCCGACAUUUCUCAAGAAGAAGCUGAAAUUCAAGAUUAUAUAGACACUCUUGAAAAGCUCCCUAAAACCAAAAUGUGGGAUUUGUUCCAAAAAAGAUACUCCCGUUCAGUCAUGGUUGGAGUCGGACUAAUGGUCAUUCAGCAAUUUGGGGGAAUCAAUGCAGUGUGCUUUUACACGAGCCAAAUUUUUUUAUCUGCAGGAUUUCCUACCAAAGUUGGAACUGUAUCUUAUGCUUGUAUUCAGGUUGUAAUAACUAUAUUCGGUGUAUUCUUAAUGGAUAAGGCUGGAAGAAGACCCCUUUUAUUGGUUUCUACUGCAGGGUUGGUCCUUGCCUGUUUACUAGUUGCGGCUUCCUUCUUUCUGCAGGUCCAUGAAUUGGCACCUGCAGCAGUUCCUGGACUUGCUGUAUCUGGAAUACUGGGGUACAUAGGAUUUUUCUCAGUUGGAAUGGGGGCAGUUCCUUGGGUUACAAUGUCUGAGAUAUUUCCUAUAAAUAUUAAAGGAGUGGCUGGCAGCAUGGCAACAUUGGUGAACUGGAUUGGAGCAUGGACAAUUUCUUUUACUUUUAACUUUCUUAUGGCAUGGAGCUCUUAUGGUACCUUCCUCCUCUAUGCAGCAGUUAAUGCACUAAGUAUCCUGUUUAUAGUCAAGUAUCUGCCUGAAACAAAGGGGCGAACCCUAGAACAAAUUCAAGCUGACAUUAAUAAAUAGAGGAAUGGACAACCCAACAACCCAAGAAAGAAAAAGAGCUAGAGUUUGUUUAGAGAAGCUGCUAUUGUUAUCUUUUAGAGAAGCUGCUAUUGUUAUCUUUUCUUUUCUUUUUCUUUGAUAGAUGGGUCCUAAGGAUCCAUGUAGCCGACUGUUUGAGAUUUUAAAUGUUACCGCAAGCGUACGGAUCAGUGUA
Macadamia integrifolia is the source of this 1763-nucleotide messenger RNA. RefSeq names its product sugar transporter ERD6-like 7. Gene Ontology annotation, cellular component: membrane. Bases 140 to 1570 code for a protein of 476 amino acids. Gene Ontology annotation, molecular function: sugar transmembrane transporter activity. Gene Ontology annotation, biological process: transmembrane transport; carbohydrate transport. The transcript has 19 exons. NCBI's taxonomy places the organism in Eukaryota, Viridiplantae, Streptophyta, Magnoliopsida, Proteales, Proteaceae. The record is from RefSeq and is a predicted model, not a curated record.